Caenorhabditis remanei is the source of this 1182-nucleotide messenger RNA. RefSeq lists its product as uncharacterized. The record is from RefSeq and is a predicted model, not a curated record. Lineage: Eukaryota; Metazoa; Nematoda; Chromadorea; Rhabditida; Rhabditidae. The transcript has 8 exons. Bases 1 to 1182 code for a protein of 393 amino acids. Gene Ontology annotation, molecular function: Notch binding.
AUGAUUUUAAAACAGUUGUUUUUGAUGCUUACCUUGCUGGUAACCAAUGUGAAAUGCAGUGGAAACACACAAAUCUUCAUAAAUUCAAACUCGACUGUUAUGAUUCAAUUGCAAAAUUGCUUUUUGAAGUACUACUGCCACAUUGUCGAAACUGAGGAUUUUGAUUCGGUCGAACUCAUGGAAAUUGUUUCGGAAGAGCCUUUCCUCUAUGAAGUGUCAUUUGUAGCAGGCAUAAAGGAUAAAGGAGAGCUGUUGAUAGAUAUUCUCUAUGAACAGGAUACGGACAUUUUUGGUAAAACUGAAACUUUGGUCUACAGCGAAAGAAAAGUGGUUCCACUAAGCUUAGAAUUUUACAAUUUCACAAUUGCAUAUAACAAUGAUUCCAGCAUAGAUUUUGCAAUCCGAAAUGUUUGUGAUGAAGACUAUAUCCGAGAUGCAUGUAAUUUCUACUGCAAGCCAGAUAAACAUUACAUGUGUGUUAAUGGCAAUCGUACCUGCACUCCUGAAUACACGGGGUAUUUAUGUAGGACGCCGGUUUGUCCCAACGCUUGUAGUGGAAAUGGAAUAUGUGUCGCACCAUCUAAAUGUCAAUGUAGGCAAGGGUUCAUUGACGACAUUUGUUACCAUGCAAGACCAUGUCGAUAUGGGAAAUGUAUCCCUAAUAAUGAUAAGCUCGGAUUCCACUGCCAGUGCAACGAAGGGUACUUUGGUACUCGGUGUGAUAGGCACGCGAUGGUUUUUGAUUGUACAGUCAGUACGGAUUGCAAAAACGGUGGAAGAUGUCUUUUCUACAAAAACCGUAGCAGAUGUAAAUGCAGAGGAGGCUAUAAAGGAAAGUUCUGCGAGCGGAAAUCUAAUUACAACUGCAAUAAGAAGAGGUGUCGGGCUGGAUACGUUUGUGUUAUGGAUAAUGGUGUACCCAUCUGUGUUAACACAGUUACUCCAGGCCCGCUGGUCACCGUCAAACAAAACGCGUCAUCAGUGAUCUAUCAGAUCUUUUAUGGGCAAUUUCACUGGAAGUUUCAUAAUAGCACUUGGGAAGUUAACAAAGCUUUGAAAAAUGCUGUGAAUGAAUCUUCGGUCAAUAUAUACUACACGCAACAAACAGGAGGAGGCACGAACCAAAUUGGCGGUGGCCCAGGAGAAGAUGAGGAGUAUGAAGAUUAUAGAGAGGCGCCGUAA